CAGCUUUAUUAUCUUUGUCUCGACUCAUACACAGGGACCAUCACAAUCUGAGCAUGACUCGCCUCGGCAGUAUGGAUCCAGCAGAGCAGAAACAUAACUUCUUCUUCUACGGGACCUUGAUGGUGCCCGCCAUCCUGGAACGAGUUCUGCGGCAUCCGACGGAUCAUUUGACCUUUGAGGAUGCCAUCCUACCGGGCUUCACGCGGCACUGUGUCAAAGGCCAGGAUUACCCAGCCGUCACCAGUGUCGAGCAGAGCCACGAGCUCAUGGCGUCCACUGGUCCAUUGGACGCAAGAGACAUGGACACUCGGGGAACACUGGUCAAGGGGUUAUCCUUGAAGGAUAUUAGACCCUUGGACCUGUUUGAGGAUAUUGAAUACACUCGUGUCAUGACGACCGUACACGUCCUUGGUCCAUCCACCGUUCUACAGAGCCAGCCCAAACAUUGGACUGGGGUGUCACGUUCCGAAGAGGCAUGGGUCUACAUCUGGAACGAAAGCCUAUCGUUACUAGACCCGAAGAUAUGGAGCUUUGAAGAUUUCCUGAGAGACAAGGCACAUCUGUGGACAGGGUCAGAGACCUCGGAAUUCUUUGAAGACUCUGCCAAGUACCACAAUCCUAAUGCCGCGGUGCAAGAUAGCGCAAGCGAGGUGAUCAUUGCAGGUCAAAAAGUCGAAGGAUAUCCAGACUUCGGACAUGGCAUGCUGAAGUUCUGGCUGUUUCCCAGAGAGUUGACUUAUUUAAACAACGGAAGCUAUGGAGCGACGCCUAUCCCCGUCAUAGAAGCCACUAAGCGAUUACACGAGCAGAUUGAGCAGUUUCCCGACCUGUUCAUGAGAAGGUCGUGGUUGCCCUUGCUCAACAACUCCCGCUCGCAGGUCGCAAAGAUCAUCAAUGCCAAAUAUGAUGAGGUGGUCAUCGUCAAGAAUACCACUAUGGGUAUUAGCACAGUCACGGACAAUAUCGACUGGCAAGACGGCGAUGUCAUUGUGAUCUACGAUACCACCUAUGGAGCCAUGAGCCAGAUGAUGAAAUGCGUCUGUGACCGUCACCCUAAAGUCAACCUCGAAAUCAUAAAGGUCACGCAACCGUGCUCUCAUGCCUCUGUCGUGAAACAGACAGAAGAGGUUCUCGCCAAAUACAAUGAGGCGGUCCAUCAGAACCCCUCCGACGCCAGGGCUCCGAAAGACAAAAGACAGGGGCAGAGGGUGCGGCUACUCCUCAUCGAUAGUAUAGCGUCAAAUCCUGGCGUCGUUAUGCCUUGGGAAGAUGUCGUUGGCUUGUGUCACAAGUAUGGUGUACUGAGUCUCGUCGAUGCCGCGCAUUCCAUCGGACAACAAAAGCUGGAUGUUAAGCGAUCGGAUCCUGACUUCUUGGCGACAAACUGUCACAAAUGGCUCAUGUCACAUCGUGGCAGCGCAGUUUUCUACGUGCCGUUGAGAAACCAGCAUCUCAUUCGUUCCUCGAACCCAACAUCUGCAGGGUACGAGUCACGCAGGUUCCCGACCGAGGGGGUCAACCGACCAUGGGAGUUCGCGAAGCAGUGGGAGUGGAACGGUACACAGGACUGGGCUCCGUUGAUGAGUAUCGCUCCGGCUGUCGAGUUCCGUCGAUCCAUCGGAGGUGAAGAGCGCAUCAUGGAGUACAAUCACUCUCUAGCCAUGGAGGGUGGCAAGCGAAUAAGCAAACGAUGGGGUACAGAAUUGAUGGAGAAUGAGGAUCCCAAAGAUGGUGUCCUGACCGCUUGCAUGGUGAAUGUCGCUCUUCCUGACUUCCCACCUGCCAAGUCGGUCGAAGAAGAAUUCGAAUUGCGAAAGUACUUUGAGCAAGGCUUGCUCGAUGAAAAUGUGUUUGCGCCGCCUUAUCUCCACGCUGGCAAAUGGUGGACCAGAUUCUCGUGCCAAGUCUGGAAUGAGUUGAGCGACUUUGACAGGACUGCUGAGGUGUUUGAAAAGCUGUGCGAGGGUGUCAGGCAAGGCAAACAUCUCGAUAUCCACGUUGCGCCUACAGAUACGCUCCAUGAAGUCGGCGAUCUGGCUUCUCAGGCAGAUAUUUAGACGGAACUCGUCUCAGGGGCUUAUCUUGAAUAAAGUGGGCC
Molecule: messenger RNA, 2098 nt
Organism: Kockovaella imperatae
Lineage: Eukaryota; Fungi; Basidiomycota; Tremellomycetes; Tremellales; Cuniculitremaceae
Product: pyridoxal phosphate-dependent transferase
Exons: 19
Coding region: 54-2057 (667 amino acids)
Source: RefSeq, a predicted model, not a curated record